This is a messenger RNA of Cydia splendana, 6177 nucleotides long. RefSeq names its product death-associated protein kinase related (gene Drak). Gene Ontology annotation, biological process: protein phosphorylation; intracellular signal transduction; positive regulation of apoptotic process. Lineage: Eukaryota; Metazoa; Arthropoda; Insecta; Lepidoptera; Tortricidae. The transcript is spliced from 8 exons. The coding region runs from base 434 to 1816 and encodes 460 amino acids. The record is from RefSeq and is a predicted model, not a curated record. Gene Ontology annotation, molecular function: protein serine/threonine kinase activity; ATP binding. Gene Ontology annotation, cellular component: nucleus.
UACCAGUUGCAACGCUCGUAACGGCAGAAACGUGUACGGCGAAGUGCGAUCGACUCGUCGAUGCGCAGCUGUCCGCGCCGCGCUUGUCAAUUUUAAGUUUUCCGAAUCGCGUGUGUAAAUAAACAAAUUAUUUUACUUUUCAUUGCGGAUAAUAUAAUGAAGUGAUACAAAUGUUUGUUUAAAACCGUGUUUACUAACAGUGGAGCGUUUGAAUAAACCCGUAACCGCUUCUCGCAAUGACAAGGGAGAGCACUCGGUUACCAUUUGAGAAACCCGGAGGCAUACAAUGUUUCAUGUGGCUUAAUUGAUGCCUCGUAUUUGCUGAUAAGUGUAUACGUUGAUUUCAAGGACUAUUGUGAAUCGUUCGGAAGUAUUAUAAUCUUUGUUUCGAGUUUUAGACUCGGUCGUCAGUCGUCAAGAGUACACGUUGAAAAUGAGUGUUAUAAGUGGUUUGAGUAAAGCUGAUUUCAAGACGGCGAGUGAUGGGCUGCUGGAGCUAUCCGAGGAGAGGCUCCGCAGUAUAAUGCGUACGGAGCCGAUCACAGACGUCUACCACGUGGAACAGACUCCCUUUGCAAGGGGCAAGUUCGCAUCAGUCCGCAAGAUCCGGCACCUGGUCUCCGGCGAGGAGUACGCAGCCAAGUUCAUCCGCAAACGGAGACGCGCCGCCGACAGCUCCAGGGAGAUACAACAUGAGGUCGCUGUUCUAGCGCUGUGCGCCGGAUGCACGCGCGUCGUCAGACUACAUGAGGUCUACGAGACCCGUUCCGAAGUGGCCAUAGUCCUGGAGCUAUGCGUAGGCGGCGAGCUCCAGCGUCUCCUAGACGAAGAGGAGCGUCUCUCCGAAGGCGCCGCGCGCCGGGCGCUCCGCCACGUCCUGGAAGGCCUGGCACAUCUACACGCACGCCGCAUCGCACACUUGGACUUGAAACCACAGAACCUGCUGCUCACUGGAGGGGGAGAAGAGCUAAUUAUUUGCGACUUCGGAAUCAGUCGGGCUAUACAGCCCGGAGCGCAUGUUAGAGAGAUUUUGGGUACGAGGGAUUAUGUUGCACCAGAAAUCCUGUCGUACGAGCCGCUGUCCCUAGCCGCCGACAUGUGGUCGGUGGGCGUGCUGGCCUACGUGCUCGUCAGCGGCUACUCGCCCUUCGCGGGCGAGACCAAGCAGGAGACCUACCUGAACAUCGCGCAGUGCCAGCUCAGCUUCCCGAGGGACUUGUUCAGAGGAGUUUCGCAGAGGGCCAUGCAGUUCAUCAGGGACACACUUGUCGUGGAUCCUAAGGGUCGUCUUACAGUGGAAGAGUGCCUGGAGCACCCCUGGCUCAAAGACGACGCCGACAUCCCGCGCGCCAUUGUCGGGCUGGGCUUCGACACGGCCGCCAGCGACGCGGACUCCGAUGAGACACAGGAGAAUGGGGUUCAUGGGGUCAACGGGAACGGGGUUAAUGGACACAACGGCAUGAAUGGUCACAGCAACGGGACUAAUGGGACGAACGGCACACAUGAUGAGGAAAAAGAGAGGCCAGUGUCGCCGGUGGCGGAGGAGCGCCUGCCGCCGCUGAAGCACGCGCACGCGCGCGACCCCGCGCCGCCCUUCCCCGACGCGCCCUCCACGCCCAAGGUAUCCCGCAAAUCGCUGCCAUCCCCCCCAUCCGUGCUAGCCCUAUGCAAGAAGUUCCAGCCGGACUACGAGAAGCCGGCAGCGCGCUCGUGCGAGUGCGGCGCGUGCUGCGCGCCGUCGCCCUGCCCCGCGCCGUGCCUGCGCCUGCGCCUGCCGCCGGCGCGCUCCACGCAGGACCGCGCGCUCAUUUGCUAGCGACUGCUCACCGCUGGCGCCUGUUGUCUGCGCUGGCCGACUAGAGGGCGCUGUAGUUAAAGGUGGACUUUUAAACAGAAUGACGUAACGUUUUCGUGCAUCGUGGUUUCAUGCAAUUUAUUGCGAAGACCGGUCUUGCCUAGUGGGUAGUGACCCUGCCUAUGAAGCCGAUGGUUCCGGGUUCGAAUCCUGGUAAGGGCAUUUAUUUGUGUGAUGAUACAGAUAUUUGUUCCUGAGUCAUGGUUGUUUUCUAUGUAUUUAAGUAUUUAUAUAUUAUAUAUAUCGUUGUCUGAGUACCCACAACACAAGCUUUCUUGAGGUUACCGUGGGGCUUAGUCAAUUUGAGUAAAAAAUGUCCUAUAAUAUUUAUUUAUUUAUUAUUUAUUUAUUUAUUGCUCCGUAUUGCCACAUCGAAAACGUUCUACCGGCCCGUGGUCCUUAUCUAAUAUUAUAAUACUAAUAUGUACUAUUUAAUUAACUGUAAAAUUUGUCUAGACUAACUUUGCACGGAUUUGAAUAGUAUUAAAUUGAGGAGGGUGUCAUUAUUAACGUCUUUUCAUAAAAAUUUGACAUUAAUAAUGACAUUGUCAAACUUCGUCAUUGCAAAUGCCGUGCAGAUCUUACUAGGUCCGACUCUGUGACCAUUAAAUUAACUUCAAUGAAAUGUAAAUCGUUUUGAAUUUAAAUAGAGUUCCAUUUGUUAUGUUUUCUGCGAUUUUAAAACCAAUUGUCUAAAACUAUUGAUUUAAAUUUUAUUGACAAACUGGUAGCCUGCUAGAGAUUAGAAAUAUACUAAACAUAUACAGGACCGCUUUGUUUAGAAGUCUACCUUUACGCGAAUCUGCGCCCUCGUCUGCUAGCGCGAAUGCUUCUAGCACAAGCAAACUAGAGGGCGCUGUAGUUACUGAAUGUAUUCAACUUGUAUGUAUUUUCUCUUUUUUCAGGAUUUAUAGUAGGUACUUGAAGUUUUUGACCGGUAAAAAGAUCAAAUACAAGCGUAUGAGUUAAUAAAAUAUAUUAGUUGCUGGUAAUAAAAACGAUUUCGGUCAUUAACUCGGCAUUUGUGAAUUCUGAGAAAAGGGAAAGAAACUUAAAAACUGCCCGGUGAAGAAAGUGAUAUGUUUUAGUAAUUUAGUCUUUGAAUUAUGAGAAAACUACUGAUGUUUCAGUACCAAUGUGAAAUGAUAUAAUUACUACUUACAAGUAAAAAUGAGUGAACGAAAGUAGGAUGAUAAUAAAAUAAAUUGUUCUUAAGUAUUCGUGACUUCAAAAUUUGUAAAAGUAUUCACCCAUCAUUCAUAAAAUGUAACAUGCUUUUGUAAUUUAAUUACUUUUGAUUUAUCUGAUCAACACCUGCUUAUUGAAAAUUAACAGACAAGGAUAAUAUUUCAACAUAAAAUAAUUUCAAAUUUGUUAAAUGUUUUUGAAUAGUCUAUCAGUUCCCAGUGGCCUCAAAAUAUAAAUAUGUAUAUCUUUUGUAGAGAAUUACGUAAAAUUAUACGGAGGUAAAGCGUAAUUUAAUCUUGUAUUUGUAUAAUAUUUCGAUAAUAUUGAACCUCAAUCUGUUAUGUAGUUUUCUAUAACUAAGAAAUACACUAAAUUCUAGGGAUCGUUCUGCUAUUAAUGAAUUCACGCAUUAUACUUGUAUGUAUUUAACUGCGUAAUUCAGGAGUACCUAACUUAUGAAUCUUGAUUAUGAAUUUGAGAUAGCUUUUAUAGUAUUAUGAGAACUAGAUAACGUUAUGUAAAAUACUGUACAUACUUUAUUUGUAUUCGCAUUGUGUUUAUCACUUUCGUUCACUGCUGUAACAAAACUUGCCAGUUAAGGUCUUAAUAGUACAUUAUGCGACUGCUGCAUAAUGACAGGCAUUAUAAUACGGUGUGGGUUUAAGAAACGAGCGAAGUGAGUUUCAUAAAUCACACGAGUGUUUUAAUGCCUAAUUAUGAACAGUUACAUAAGAUGUUAACUGGGAGAGUUUCUGACAACGUUUGUAAAGGUCGCUACUCGAUUACCUUGUCGUUUUAACUAAACCAUGUCCCGCUAAAAAUAUUGUCCAAUUAGUUAAGGCGACGAAGUUCUAACGUAUAGCAUGCGCCGGGCAGUCGCCAUUUUCUUUAUCACCUGUAUUAUGAAAGCGUACUUAGGUAUUAAGUGCUGGCCAACAAAGGCCUAAGUGUAAAGAGGCCAUUUUAAAGUACGGCAGAUAUGCCGUGGCUAUGGGGUUUAAAACAGAAUUGCUCAUUUUAAAGGAAGCUUUUAAGUUCAGACCACAGACUUUUGCUUCAGAUUUUUUUCUUUCGAUCUUCGAAACUCAUACACAAAAAUGUCACUCGCACGCCAACAUCACGAGCGAAUGCGUGCAAAUAUAAACCUUAUUUGAAAGCAUGAAGGUUACAUUAACAGUGUACGGUUUAACAACUAUAAGCGUUCUUGGGCAUAAGCCCCCAUAAGUAAGUUCCCAUAAGGGAACAAAUACUUACGAUUCAUUCUUGGCGUUAAUUCGGACAUUCGGUUGUUUUUUACGGUGGUUUUCUUUCAUGGGUAAUUUUUCAAUAUCAAUUCGUUGGUAGAUACUUUAUGUCUGUGGUUCGGAACUAAAUGAAAGAGAAUACCUCUCUUAUGAGCUAGUUUUUAACCCCAUUAUGCAUGUUUAUAUUAAUGCAGGUUGCGAUUAUGACACGCUAGCCUACUCGGCUCUUUCUCUCGUUGUACAUUAGAAAAGGAUAACGAAUGCACUAGCGUGGUGUAACUGGUGUAAGCUUCGGUCAUAGAUGCUAGGGAAGUGGGCUGUUUAGAGUUUUGAAAGCGUCUACAACUAUUAACACACUAGUCCGUAAAUGAAGAUAAUUUGCCAUUUGCCAUUUGCUGAACUUUAAGCGUGUUAAAAUAUAGAUUAUCAACGCGUAUGUCGGACUUACCAUUUUGUUUUAGUGUGUUAAUGACGAGUCGUAAAACUCAUAAAAAUGCCUUACUUUUCUAUUCCACUCUGACCUUUUGACUUCACUACUUCGGGAAGUGAAACACGCGCAGUGAUGUAAAUACGUAGUUAUAGUUAAGUUAGUCUCACAAGUUGUAUAUUUUUAAUGUGGUAGGGGCCCGAUUACACUUACACCGAACAAAGAAUUAACAUUUUAUUUUCUGAUCGAAACUACAUAAACUUGAAGUACAAAUAUAUUUGUAGUUAUAGGUUCGUGUACAAUUCGAGCUCUUAAACGGUUGCUUAGGAUUGUCGCUGAGGUGACAGCCCCGGUAUACCUUUUUUUAAUGUUUAAGGAAAUGAAAUAUCUAUUUUGUUUUAUUAAGCUAGUUUACACUUACUCUUUUAAGGCCUGUGCACACCGGGUGUGUGUGCCUAGACGUGCACGUGCGCGUUGUAAUAUGGGGGUAUUCAGAAAAAAAUGGUACCAUUUAUUUUUUUCGAAAACCAUCAACUUUCGGGUUAUUCCGACUCAGAAUCACGACUACUAUUGAAUGAUACUUAUGAGACAAAGAAAAAAAGUGUCCCCUGCUUUUCAUACAAAUUUUGGGUGUCAGUUUUGUAACGGUCCAUACAAAAUGUAUGUGAAAAUGCGUUACAAACUGUAUUUUUUUGUGGGACACAUUUUUUUCUUUUUAUAUCGAUAGUCCUUGUGAUUCUGAGUAGACAUAACCCAAAAGUUGAUAGAGUUUCGAAAAAAAGUGAAUGGUACAGUUUUAAGUCAAAAUGCCCAUAUACAGUUCCUUAUGCGACGUGUGCGUGUGCGUCUAUGCGCACGCAGCCGAUGUGGCCUUUCGGAGGUAAGGGCUAGUUCGUGCGAUCGCGCUCCUACAGUGAUGGUACAAAAUGCAUAAUUAUACGCAACAUCGGACGGGGGCUUGCAUAUGUGUUCUUAAGUUUAACCCUGGGCUGGGCUGGCCUUUGUAAAUACUGCCCUCUUACGUACGGCCUUGUGCACACUGUAAAAGUAGAAGUUUUAUUAAACUCGCGCGUUUUUUAUUAAACUAUACAUCGCGUGUGUCCAAGGCCCCAAGCCGCUCAGCGUUUACUUACUUAGAUAUUAAAAUUGUUAAUGUGUCGAUCACAUAGUGACAUUAUAUUGUAGUGUCUAAGUGUUUAGAUGAUUUUAACAGAGGUAUUGUAUACGUAGGUAUGUAGGAUACCGCGUUGACCCUGUGUGGGACCAAAAUUAGUCGCAAAUUCCUUAAUGUUGUUCGUGGUUGUACGAUAUUGAAAUUUUACCCGAUUGUGGGCUGUUGAGUUUGAGCCGUGAAGCGACUUGCGAACGCUCUCGACGUGUCGGCACUGUCGUGUCGUCGCGUAUUGUAAGAGCUGUUGUGAUCCAUAACUAAUUUGUAAAAAUAAAUUAUUGUGAUAUAAAAA